Penaeus indicus is the source of this 2546-nucleotide messenger RNA. Its product is annotated as sodium-dependent serotonin transporter-like. Bases 35 to 1411 code for a protein of 458 amino acids. Gene Ontology annotation, cellular component: plasma membrane; neuron projection. Gene Ontology annotation, biological process: serotonin uptake; sodium ion transmembrane transport. Gene Ontology annotation, molecular function: serotonin binding; serotonin:sodium:chloride symporter activity. NCBI's taxonomy places the organism in Eukaryota, Metazoa, Arthropoda, Malacostraca, Decapoda, Penaeidae. The transcript is spliced from 10 exons. The record is from RefSeq and is a predicted model, not a curated record.
UAUCGGCUACGCUAUCUGCAUCAUCGACCUGUACAUGGCAAUGUACUACAACACCAUCCUGGCCUGGAGCGUCUACUACCUGGUGGCGUCCUUCAGGAGCGAGCUGCCCUGGACGACCUGUGACAAUGACUGGAACACCGUGAACUGUACCCUCACUGCCAACGUACACAAUGCCACGGACAAGGCACUGACCGUUUCACCUGCGCAGGAGUUUUUCAACAAAGAAGUGUUGGAGGUGGACAAGUCAACGGGCUUGGGAGACCUUGGCCCCGUGAAAGGAUCCUUGGCACUCUGUCUCUUCUCGGUCUUCAUCCUGGUCUACUUCUCGCUCUGGAAGGGUGUCAAGUCAACGGGAAAGGCCGUGUGGGUGACCGCCCUUCUGCCCUACGUCGUGCUGAUCAUCCUGCUGGUCCGCGGCGUCACGCUCCCCGGCGCCACCAACGGCAUCCUGUACUACCUGACGCCGAGGUUUCAGAUGCUGGAUAAACCGAAGGUCUGGGUCGACGCCGCCACCCAAAUCUUCUUCAGCCUCGGCCCUGGCUUCGGGACCCUCCUUGCCCUGGCCUCCUAUAACAAGUUCAACAACAACUGCUACAGAGACGCCAUCUUGACUUCAUCUAUCAACUGCUUAACGAGUUUCCUAGCUGGGUUUGUCAUCUUCUCCGUUCUGGGUUACAUGGCGCACGUGCAGAGCAAACCCAUCUCUGAGCUUGGGCAGGAAGGUCCCGGACUCGUGUUCACCGUGUACCCUGAGGCAAUCGCUACCAUGACGGGCUCCGUGUUCUGGUCCAUCAUCUUCUUCCUUAUGCUCAUCACACUCGGCCUGGACAGCACCUUCGGCGGCCUCGAGGCAAUGAUAACCGGUCUGUGUGACGAGUAUCCGAGGCUUUUCGGUCGCCACAGAGAAAUCUUCGUUUUCUUCCUCCUCGUCUUUAUCUACGUCUGUGCUCUUCCCACGACGACCUACGGUGGCGUGCACAUCGUCAACCUCCUCAACGUGUUCGGAACCGGCAACCCGAUCCUGUUCAUCGUGUUCGUCGAAGCCACGGCCGUCUGCUGGUUCUACGGCGCCGAGCGAUUCGCAGACGACAUCGAGAGGAUGUUGGGUUUCCGUCCAGGCAAAUUCUGGAUCGCCUGCUGGAAGUACAUCUCGCCGACUUUCAUCUUUGUGUUGUUCGUGUGUUCGUUCGCGCUCAACGACGAGUCCGAUUCCCUGAACUUACCUGGCUGGGGCGUCGUCUUAGGCUGGGUUCUCACGUGUUCUUCGAUCGUCUGCAUCCCGCUCUAUAUCAUGUACAUGUUCAUCGUUACUUCGGGAUCCUUUAGAGAGCGAAUCAAGACGAUGAUAAAACCAGAAGACUUCGUCCCGCCUCACCUGAGUCAAGUGAACUCCUACGGAACACACGUGUAAGAUUCACCGCUUCCCCCUUCCCCUUCCCCCUUUCCUCUUCCUUUAUUCUUCCUUCCUUCUCCUCUCCUCUCCCUCUCCCCUUCCGUUCCUCUAUCUCCCCCUCGUCUUUUCCCCUCUCUCUCUCUCUUUCUCUCUUCUUUUUUUUCAUAUCCUCCUCUCUCUCUCCUUCUGCCCUCUUUCUUCUCCGUGAUUCUUCAUCUCCUCUCUUUUUCCCCCUUUCAUAUCCUCCUCCUCCUCCUUUCCUCUCCCUCAUUCUACACUUCCCUCCCUUUCCUCUCCUUCUCCCUCUCCCCCUCCCCCCUCUACCAGGCCUCCCCCCCUCGCCUCCUUCAGUCUGCAACUGCACCUCGAAGGACCUUCAAAGAAUCGAAGGAUUGCAAGAUUGCACGAUUGCAGGAUAUGUACCGAUAUCAUAUGUAGUGUCAGAGACUUUAACAUAUCAUAAGAAGAAAAAUAAAAUCAACUCAAGAAUCACACAAGAAUAGAAUAAAUAAAAAUCUUGAAGACAGCGCAUCGAUAAUCCGUGUUUGUUGUUGUUAGUUUUUAUUAUUAAAUCCCUUUUUGUUUUUAUUUUUUGUUUGUUUGUUUGUUUUUUCUUGUGCAGCUGUCUUGCAAUGAACAAACCCAAAGGACGCUAUUAUGCGCACAAUAAUUUGCCAACAACAACAACAACUACAACAACAACAAUAAAACAUAUUUCUCUCUGUAGUAUAAACAUGUGCCACCUGAUUUGUAAAUAGAGCAAACCGCAAAUUUGAAUGAAUUGCUUUUGUACAAUGUAAUGUCUGUUGCAGAUAUAAUAUAAUAACUUGUAUUCUGUAAUACGUAUUAAUGUACAGUGUUACAUAUUAGAAGAGAUUAGAAAAAAGAAGGUGAAAGUGUGUUUUAAGUAAAGAGUUUAUGUGUCUAUCGAGAAACACAGCUGUUUCUUUCUUAUAUAUUUCUUCUAAGAGCCAAAGCAGUGGAUUCCAUUUUUAAAAGGCGUUGAUUUUUUUUUUUUUUUUACUGAUGUUAGUACGAACAUUACUGUAACCUAGUGGCAUAACAAGAUCACAUUAUGUGAUAAUUCUACAGUAAGACAUUUUUUUUUUUGCCAAAAUAAUCGAGUGUAAUGAUAAAUGAACGCUAUUAUAUA